This is a messenger RNA of Pyricularia oryzae 70-15, 2057 nucleotides long. Its product is annotated as GPI mannosyltransferase 4. Gene Ontology annotation, molecular function: alpha-1,2-mannosyltransferase activity. Gene Ontology annotation, cellular component: endoplasmic reticulum membrane. NCBI's taxonomy places the organism in Eukaryota, Fungi, Ascomycota, Sordariomycetes, Magnaporthales, Pyriculariaceae. The transcript is spliced from 4 exons. The coding region runs from base 352 to 1917 and encodes 521 amino acids. The record is from RefSeq and is a predicted model, not a curated record. Gene Ontology annotation, biological process: GPI anchor biosynthetic process.
GGAAGGGUAAACCGCUUUCGUCUGAUUUGUAUCGCCAUGUGGCCUGGUACACAAGCAAGUCCCGAAAUUUCCAUUUUCCCAAACUGCCCACCCAUUUCGCGCGCAGCGCGCCCAUCAUACUUUCCGCUUCCCGUCCUCCCUUCUUAUUAAUCUACACUCCUUCGUAAUCGUUCUCUUCUAUUCUAUAAUUCAAGCACUUACAACCUCCCCGCCUUUGUAUUAUCGAUACUUCCUGCUGCAUUAGCUCCCCUCCUUCGAUAUCCUCCACCACCGCGACGACUUGCUUCCCGAGCUUUCCACCCCUUCACAGAUGCGCUUCACGAAGCGCGAUACACCUUCAGCCAGGCCAACAUGUGGCGGCGCACAUAUCUUUUCCUAGUCCUUGUGCGACUCUACUUUGCUUUGUCGCCUAGCUAUCUGCACCCUGACGAAAAUUUCCAAGGCCCCGAGGUCAUCGCCGGUCAGAUUUUCAGCUACCCAGUUCGGCACACAUGGGAAUUCACGAGCGAGAGACCGAUCCGAAGCGUAUUUCCGCUAUGGCCGGUAUACGGUCUCCCGAUGCUAUUGCUAAGGUGGUUGUGGAUCGGAAAUGGACAUGACGGAGAGAUUCCCCCGAUCGCUGUCUUCUGGGCGCUCCGAGUUUUGAUGUUUGUUCUUAGCUUUGUGCUUGAGGACUGGGCUAUUCACGAGCUCAUUCCUUCACCAAGGCAAAGGAGAACGGCUGUCAUGCUCGUUGCAUCGUCCUACGUCACUUGGACGUACCAGACACAUACAUUUUCCAACGCGAUCGAGACCUUGGCUGUCGCGUGGAGCCUGGUACUCAUCGAGCGCAUCGUCGCAAGUCCACCGCAACGCGACUCACUCAUGGCCUCUGUGGUGCUUGGUAUCAUCUGCGUGUUUGGUGUGUUCAACAGAAUCACCUUUCCUGCGUUCUUAUUGGUACCUGGGAUUCGCCUUGUACCGUAUUUCCAACAAAGGCCCUUAUCAUUUGUGGUACUUGUUCUGUCGGGACUUGUGACUGCAUUGGUGGCAGUAGUCGUCGACACUGCAUUCUACACCCGAACGGUUUCGUGGACAGACAUUGUCUCCAAUCCUGUCAUCACACCCCUCAACAACCUCUUAUAUAACAUUUCGACCGAGAACCUGGCGCAGCAUGGACUUCAUCCAUGGUAUCAACAUAUGCUGGCCAAUCUACCUCUCCUUAUUGGCCCUGGAGCUCUUUUGCUGGUGCUCAAUGCUAGGUCUACACAACGACUUUACUCAGCUCUCUCUGGAAUAUUUGUGCUCUCUAUAUUUCAACACCAAGAAGCAAGGUUUCUCUUACCCACGGUGCCGCUGAUACUGUCCUCAGUGCGCCUACCAAAGAACCCAACCAUGCGACAGUUGUGGGUGACUUCAUGGAUAAUAUUCAACGUCGCACUAGGUGUCCUAAUGGGUGUCUACCAUCAGGGUGGGAUUAUCCCAGGACAAGUCUUCUUGAGCAAGCAGCCAGAUGUCACGCAAGCUAUAUGGUGGAAAACAUAUACGCCACCAAUUUGGCUGUUGAACGGAAAAAACGAAGUACUUGAGACCAGGGACGUCAUGGGAAUGAAGGGCGAGGAUGUGUACGCCCAACUGGAGCAGCUUGCAACAUGCGACACGCCAGCAGACAGGAGAAGUUUAGAGUACCUGAAGGAGAAAAACGGCACUUAUCUGAUUGCGCCACUUUCUACCACAUGGCUGGACCAGUAUUUGCCCAACAAGGGACUCGAAGGGUUGAGGUUUCGGGAGGUGUGGCGUCAUAGACAACACUUCAACCUAGAUGAUUUGGAUUGGGCAGAGGACGGAGUGUGGGGGACGCUUAGUCGCUUAAUUGGGAGACGAGGAUUGGCAGCUUGGAGGAUAACCAAGAGUUGCCCAGGCCAAAAGGGGGCGUGAAAAGUUGACAGCUUAAUAUUUGCGAAUUAUAUUUCACUUUUUUUCUCGAACAAUAAUCAGUAUAGUGCUAUCGCACGAAGUAUAUAUGGCCUAUGGUCUUGGUUCCUUCGGGCCCAGCCAGUCCUUUGAUACUUGGUAAU